AUGGUUGAAGAAACUACUCAGAUCAGAAAUUUAUCAUCAGAUGAUUUAUGGUUAAAAAUUAUAAAUGAAGGUAUAGAAGAUCGUGUUGAAGUUAACCAAAGAAUGUUAAUUGAUAAAAUGUUAGCAAGAUAUUCGUCGGAUUUUGUUGUUUAUCGUGAAUUAAUACAAAAUUCGGAUGAUGCACAUGCAACUUCAUUUAUUCUUCAAAUAAAAUGUGAUCUUAAUUCAAAUAAAAAUUCAAAUGAAUCCAAUUCUUAUUUAGAAGAUAUGGAACAAAUAAUGAAUAAUAAAUUUGGUAUUAAUCAAACAUCUAGUUUAUCUGAAAAUGAUUUUCAUAAUUGUUUAAUAAAUGAAAUUCGUACAAUUAAUAAUGGAAAUAUAUUUAAUGAAGAUGAUUGGAAAAGAGUUAUAACAAUAGCUGAAGGAAAUACAAAUAUUGAUGCUGUUGGACAAUUUGGUGUUGGUUUCUUUUCCGUUUUUUCUUAUUCAGAAAAACCAAUGAUACAAUCAGGAAACCAUUGUUUAGCUUUUGCUUGGCAAAAUGGUAAAUCGUUAACAACAUUUCGAAAAGAAUUAUCUCUACACGAACAAUCAUCAUCAACUUCAGUCAUUCUUCCAAUGAAAACUAAAUAUAUUCUGCAAACUAAAUCAAUAUUAGAUAAUAAAUCAAAUAAAGAUCAAAUAAAACCUAUUUUUAAUUUAAUACAAUUAAAAGCUUAUUUAACUAAAGUUCUUUCAUUUACUAGACAUAUUAAUGAAAUUAUUAUUCAAAUUAAUAAUGUUAAGAUUUUUCAAGUAAAUAAAAUUAAGAAGCCAUUAUUAUCAAAAAAUUUAAAAUCAAAUAAUCAGCAAAAUUUCUUAAAUUUUAAAUUAUUUACUCAAACGGAACAAACUUUUAAUAUUAUGAAUGGUCCAUCGAUUACUUUGAAUCAUAUUGAUGUUGAAUCAGAAGUUAAAAUUGAUGAUGAACUUCAUAAAAAAAUUGAAAAUGUUCUAAAAAAACGUUUACCUUCAAUUAUUCAUAUUGAACUUUUAUUUCCAUCGAAUCAAAUACUUGAAAAAGAACAAUGGAAUAUUUUAACAAAUAAUCAAAUAUUAAAAGAUUUAAUUCCAUUGAAAUAUUCUCAAGAAAAAUAUUCUCCAUCAGGUCAAAUAUUUAUUGGUUUAGGCACACAUCAGUCAACAGGUGUUGGAAUGCAUAUCUAUAGUCAUUUAAUUCCAACAAUUGAACGUGAAAAUAUUGAUAUACAAGAUCCAUAUAUAUCAAUAUGGAAUGAACAACUUCUUAAAUCUAUUGGAUAUAUUAUUCGAUUAAUUUAUGAUCAAACAAUGCUUGAUGCUAUUAAUAAUCAUUUACAACAUCUUAAUGCUUGA
This is a messenger RNA of Adineta steineri, 1374 nucleotides long. Lineage: Eukaryota; Metazoa; Rotifera; Eurotatoria; Adinetida; Adinetidae. The record is from the annotation of a GenBank genome assembly.